Vespula vulgaris is the source of this 14592-nucleotide messenger RNA. RefSeq lists its product as uncharacterized. The transcript has 22 exons. NCBI's taxonomy places the organism in Eukaryota, Metazoa, Arthropoda, Insecta, Hymenoptera, Vespidae. The record is from RefSeq and is a predicted model, not a curated record. Bases 1720 to 9618 code for a protein of 2632 amino acids. Gene Ontology annotation, molecular function: chromatin binding.
CGCAGUUACAAUUCAAUCGUUCGACGGUGAGCAUGUUGUUGGGUUUUAUCGCGUUACCGGCGGCUCUCUUCUACCGGAAGUGAAGUCUGCUUUCACACCGGCAUUUCGUGUCCUUUAGCGCGUUGAAAUUCAUCGGUUCGAAAUAAAAGAUAGACGAAUGGUGUUGUACGAGAGAUUCACGAAGACGGAAGAGUGAUAUCGCGGGUUUGUGUGUAAGUGUAUGUGUGUAUGUGUAUGUGUGCGUACGUGAGCGUAUAUGUAUAUGCUCUCUCGCCGACGGAACGCGAACGAUCGAGAAGGAACAAAGGGGAGAAGAGAGUAGAGUUUAAUUCAGAGAGAAUAUUUCGCGUCGAAUACUUUUUGCGCUUGACUAUAUAAAAAUAGAAGGAGAAGGGUUAGAGGAAAAGAAGAAAAGAACGUAUUCUUCGCGAAGGGUUUGUCGAAGCUUCUUACGAACUUGAACGAACGAACGAACGACGAACGAACGAACGAACGAACGAACGAACGAACGAACGAAGGAAUCGUCCGGCUUUGCGGCUUUAAGACCGGCCGGCGCCCGCUUUAAAGGGAAUAGAAUGGAAGCGUCGGCGCGUCGAGUCUCUCUCUCUCUCUCUCUCUUUCUUUCUUUCUCUUUCUCCUCUCUCUCUCUCUCUCUGUCUCUCUCGAGUUCCAAGUUGCUCCGAAUUGUUAGCGCAAGUCCUCAAUUCUAAUCUCUUAAUUCUUUAUCUUAUUCUUAUUAGUUUUCUCCUAUCUUUUUUCUUCUUUUUCUUCUUCUCCUUCCUUCUUCCUCCUCGUAAUUCUUCGGAUCACUUCCGUUCGAUCACUUCCGGGAUCCAGUUUCCACUUUAAGAGACUAUAACCCGAAAUGAGAGUAUUCUCGGCGAGAGUCAUCACGUACGCUCGCGAAUCCAAGGAAUAUAUAAGUGUUCCAUGAAUUUUCACGAAUUUGGAUCAUUAUUAUUCCGUACGAAGAUGUAGUUCUCGCGAUGCUCCAAAAGUAUUGACCUUCCUCGAGGGAGGCAAGCUACCUCGAGGGAAGAUAUAAGAAGAUCAAACGUGCGGUGCACUUUGGUGUUGUUCGUAAAACUUUUCGCAAAAAUUUCGUACCGUACGUAAGAUAUUAUACGUUCUUCGUUUGAUAUCAAUGGUUUGUGAGUGGUGAUUGACGUUUACGAGUGCGAAUAUAUAUGUAUAUAUAUAUAUUUAUAUAUAUAUAUAUAUAUAAAUAUAUGUAUAUGUAAUCGUGUGCUUGGUGUCUCGAAAAGAAUCUAAAUUAUUAGGAGAGAUCAAAUCUUACCUUUCCUUUUAUUUCUCGUCAUUUCUUUUUUUCAUCAUUUAUUCCAUCAACAUAUAAGAUCUCUUCUCCUCAUGGUACAUAAAAGGACAAGAAGAUUUCUAAUGUUCACCAAUAAGGAUGAGUGAAUUCUUCUCGUGAAAAAGGAUUUAUCGUCGAUUUUACCAAAAACCGUGGAUUCGGUCUUCAGGAUGAUCGGAUUCUAUAUUCGGGAGACGUACGCCUAGUCAUCACAGUGGAGUUCUGCUUAAUCGCAGAGGGGACCUUGGUUAAGGAAAGGUCGGCUGCUUACGAGGAGGAAGAACCUUCCAUUCUGCGGAUGACUCACGACGAGAACGGAACGAAAUCGAUCGACUCCGGCCACGAGUUUCCACCACCUCUUUUUACUUCUCGUUUCUCCCAUCGUUUUCUCUUAAGAGCUUUCAAUGAUUUCGCAUUUUCAUCGAACAAGAGGAAAUGGGAUAAGAAAGAAGAAAAAUCUUGCGUCAGCCUCGGGAGGGGGUGGUUCGAUGUUGGUCCCUCCCGUGGCCCAAGGCGGGACGGGCGAUCGUCCCGUAGGUGACGCGGGUGGUAGGGCCCAACAGUCGUCCGGCCCUGCCGGGACAGCAACCCUAUGGCCUCUUGCACCAGCGCAGCCCAACCAAGUUCCAAAUCAACAGUCACAAGGAAUACCACCCUUGGCUGCAACCCCUGCACCGGCGCAUAAUCAAGGUGUGAGCCGUUACGGGUUGUACUCGUUAUUUCCCGGGGGUGGCGGAGGUAGUUACGUCGCGGCCACUCCCGCCACCCCAGGGCCAUCCACCCCCGCGCGCGCUUAUCACGCAACAACGCAUAAGGUUUCAGAGAGCGUGUUCUCUGCUGCUGUUGGCGUUGGUGUUGGUGGAUACACCUGGGGUGCUCCCACGCCACCCCCUGGAUCACCCUACAGCCCUGUCCCUGUGACUCAGCUCGAACUACUCGCCAAGAAUUUGGCGAGUUUGGCGCCUCCCGGUCAACAGGCGUUGAGCCUUCAGGGUGUCGGUGUUAAUGUUGGCAGUCUUCACCAUGCGCAGCAUACUCAGCACACGCAGCACACCCUCAAUCUCGCUGGACUUCAUCAUCUGCACCAUGGUCUACAUCAGAACACUUUCUCGCCCCAACUCUCCCUGGUGACCGGUAACGCUCCGACAUUGACGAUCAAUAGCUUUUCACCAAAUUCGACGGGUAACGUCGUGCCGACGACGGGGGUGUUGCUCCAGGAGUAUCAGUCACCGACAGGCUCGACAGGCACCGGUUGUUCCGUCGCAGUGAACGGUUCCUCAUGUCCAACGAGUUCGACGAGUAGCACGAUGGUCGUCCAGGGUGGCAACCAGGUUGUCCAGACUACCGCGAAGAAACGAGAAGCCUUCCUCUCGAGUCAAGGUCAACCGGUGAAACUGGAGAACAAGUCGACGAGGCAGCCCUGCGUUUGCAGGAACAGCAACGGUAAAACGAAAGUGGUUCAUUCGGAUGCAGGCUGUAGCAGGACGUUGCCCGUCGCAUCGUCCUGGAAUGGACAGGAUGCGAAUAAUGGCGUUAAUUCUAAUACGAACAAUAAUAGCCUCGUGAAGAGAGAACCUUUGGCCUCGGUACCUUGUCAGGUUGCAGAGGUUUCGACCUCUCUUCACGCCACCACUACCUCUGUUAAGAUCGAGCCGGUUCCUCCGAAAUCGGAAAAUGGUAUAGUGGUAUCGAAUGCGAACGCAGGUGGAAUACCAGUCGGAAUUGCAAUGGCAAGACAGAGAUCGCAACAUCAGGAAACCUCGGCGUCCAUGCGGAAUGUCUCCCUCAGUCAUCAUACGUCGCAUCACGCAAGUUAUCAUCACUUUCAACCUGACAAUCUUGUCCCAUCGCUAGUUUGGGCCCUGUCGUCAGGUUCAUCGAGUACGGCCAUGACGGUAGGCGGCGCUACGCUCGUCCACUGUGGCGGAGGUGGUGGGGAAGAACGUCCGGCCCACCUCGCCAUUCCUUCGGGUGCUUUGGCGCCCUCGUUGAACGCGGCCCUCGGUUCGAGUCUUGGUUCGAGUCUCGGCCCGAAUCUCGGCCCGAGUCUUGGCUCCGGCCUGAAUUCCACCUUGAAUUCCAGCUUGAAUUCCACGCUCGGCAGUACCGCAACGGCCGCGGCCACUACCGCGUGGCCUCCCACGCUUUGGCAGUAUCCGGCCUCGGCCGCGGCCGCUGCCGCCGCUGCUGCCGCCGCAGCUGCAGCGAUGCCCAUGGAACCCGUAGGGUUCCCACAGAUGGGCGUCGGUGUGCAAGGCGGUUUGCAGUUGGUCAGAGAUCCAUCCAGUGGUCAUCUUCUUUUAAUUCACGCAGCCGAACAAAUGCAGCAGGCUGUGGUCUGGCCGAAUUAUCCAAAUCACAAUGGCGGAAACGUAGCGCCCCCGUCUCUUUUGUUACCGCCGCCGCCACCGUCCCUUCAACUUUUAAGCGACAUAGGCGGCGCUAGAUUGGUCCUUACCGAGAGCAAAAGAAAACAACAGAGCACUUUACCGAUCGUCAAGAUCGAGGCGGAUUGUGGUACGAAUCCGACAACUAUAAUCACAUCGACGGAAUCGACGAAGGCAUUGCAGAGCGUGACAUCGGUGACGGGCACUCUGGUGCCAGAUGCACCGCUCGUAACGACUCUUCAUUAUUAUCCACAUGCACCGGCUUUGGUGCAGAUUAGCCAAACGGAGCCCACGCAUUGUAGGUCGCAGCAGCGAAAUGCGUUUAUUUCGAAGGCAACCUCGCCGGUAUCCUGUCUAACGCCACCGCCAGAAGUGACGACGAUCCAUGCGAUCGAGCCACCGCAAAUGACACCGAUGGUCGGCGUCCAGGAUGCUUCGAAUCAAACGGAAGCCCCAGAAACCGAACAGGACCAGGAUUUACCAAUGGCGAUGGAGACACAGGUGAAGCAGGAGCAAAAUCUUAGCCCGUGUCAACUUCAAUGUGCUAGUACCGCGACGAAUCUCACGACGACUACCACUACUACAACGACGAAUUUGACGAAUCUGACGAACUUUGAGAUCGUCGCGGCGACACCAGAAAAGAUGUGUAACGUCGUCAGGAUAACGACGACAACGACCACGGUUAAUCCUACCGUGUGCGGUAUAGUUGGCAAGGUCGAUAAAGCAGAAAACACGAUCAUCAACAUGGCUGAUUGUCCAAAAUAUUCUAUCACGAGGGAAUGUAGAAGCGUCACGUCGAUCGAUAGAACGAUCGAACGUGUCGUAAGUCGUCAAGAUGAUUUGGAACAGGACGAGGAAGAAGAUUCGAGGCACGAUCGUUCGACGAUCAACGACGACGAUGAUUGCUACGAUAAUGGUAGAUCGCCGAUCUGUAGAGAAGGAAGAACUGGUCCUAGGAUCAUCGAAAUCACCGAAGAAAACUGCGACAGUUUCCACGAGAAUUUAGAGUUUUUUGCCACGCGACGGGAUCGUUCGACCGAUCGUCUUCGAGAUCGAAGGCGAAGUUAUGCGAUCGAUGCGACGCAGGAGCAACAUCAAAAUCGUGAGGAGGAGAAGAAGGUCAUUGUAGAGGAGCCGGUGAUCGAUCGUAUCGCCGAGGAAUCGAGAGGUACGGUAAUACAUCAAGUUAUCGCCAAAGUAUCACCGGAAACCUCUUGUUGCGAGUCACAGAGGAAAGAGGAAAUGUACACGGAAUCUAAGGUGAUGGUCGAUUCGACGUCGAAUAACGGGCCGCAAUCAAUGACGACGACGACGACAACGACGACGACGUCUCAGAAUAUCGCCGAUUGCGAGAGCUGCGGGAAAAAUCGAGACGUCCGUCCGCAAAUGGUUGUUCAACAAAAUCCAGAAGUGAAGCCACAAAUAAGUGUGAAAUCUUUCGAUAUGCCUAACAUCGAUUGCGACGAUCAAGAAAUGGGAACAGUGGUGAUCAAGCAGGAAGCCGACGAUGGUUCCUUCGACGAACAAAAUUCUAAAUUUGAGAAUGUAUCAACAAUGGAGAAGCCAAAGGAUUCGACGAAGAGACAUUCGGUUGAAAGAUCUCAUCCAGGUAUCGAGAACGUUGUCGAGAAAUUGAAGAAAAACGCGGCUGCUGCUAUGCAAGAAUCUUCCUAUCCGUUACAAAAGAUCGACGAAUCUAAAGAACGUAACGUUGAUAAUUCGCGUUCUAGAAGACACUCGGAAACGAUGCCGAGAAAGUUGGAGAACGGUUUGAAGAAACACAUAUUGAGAUCCUGCGAAAACGAACAAUUGUUGAACGAGAAACGUGAGAAUCUCGAACGAUCCGAGAUCGAAGGAUCUUCCGAGAAAGAUUCCAACAGUCUAACUUAUUCCAGAGAAUAUUUACAUAACGACAAUAAUAACGACAGUAGAAGUAACAAUAACAAUAUUAAGAAUAUAAACGACAAGGAACACGUCAUCAGGAAAAGGUUAGCAGUUGCCUGCGAGUCAAAGGUCAAGGACGACGUAUCCGAGGUAAACGCGAAUCCACCGAAAAAAAGUCGUCUAGAUAGAACAUCGAAUGUCAAUGACGACACGGUUUUCUUAUCAGCCACCAUUGUCGACAAUCAAAGCACGAAAUUGAAAUUGGCCAUUUCGACGAAGCAAAAAUCGAACGUCGAUCUCAGCGGCUUAGAAUUGCUCUCGAAUAGCAUCGAACAGUUCGAGCAUUUGAAGCCGGAGGCACAGAAUUGUUCGACUCCGGAUCUCGAGAAAUCGCCUAGCAGAGGGAAACUGAUCUCUCCUCAGGGUGAGAGCAAUAAUAAUAACGUCGAUAGUCCCCUCGGUUUGCUCUGUGCUCUGGCUGAGCAGAGAUUCAUGGAAGAGGUAGGAGACAAAGUGCCGAGAAAGCUCAAUCUCGAGAGUUCGGAAGAAAUAUCGAGAGCUGGUAGGCUGUUGUUAAAUCUUGGAAGGACGAGUUUGGAGAAGGAGAGAAAGAGGUUGGAUAAAAGAAAAAGUACGGAAGGAGACGAUGAGAAUUAUGAAAAAUCGAAGAGACUCAAAGUCGAUGUUGUCUACGAGGAAGACGAUGGAAAAAAUUCAUCGAUACGUUAUUACGAAAAAUGUGGUAAAAGUAGGAAACACGAAACUAAAUUACAGAAAAACAUGAUAUUCAGAGUGAAAGAGAAAUCGAGAAGAAGUAUAGAUCUAAACGAGGAAAAUGGUAUCGACGACGAGGAGACUUCUUCGUUGGCGGAAAGAUUCGUACGAGAACGAGAACGGGUUCCCAAGUUGGAUAAGGACAAUAACGAUUUGGAUUAUGAUAGAAAGAAGGAAACAUUGGAACGUUACGAUCCACAGUACGAUCGAUUUUGCGGAAACGACAAGUGUUACCGUGAUGUAUCAAAGAUAGAUGCCUUGACAGAUUCCGAAACGGAAAACGACAAGAUAGCUUGCUCUCCUACGAGAUUGGAGGAGGAAGUAGAUGUAAAUACGCAAAGAAGACGAGAAUCCACAGAGGAGAGAAAUAGGCAAGCGAAAUUGGACGCGAAGACGAACGUUGGUAAAAAAGGACAUGCGGAGGAAGACGGGGAUUGGCCAAAUAUGGACGCAAUGGAGUUGGAUAUGAGAGUGAGAUUGGCGGAUAUUCAAAGACAAUAUAGAGAAAAGCAAAAGGAACUUUCGAGGUUAACGCCGAAGAAGGAGGACAAGAGAAGUCCAGGUAGACCGAGAAAGAAGAGUCAUUCAUCGAGUUCCGAACACGGUACUCUCUCUUCUCCUCCCAUUUUGGAACCAGCAGUCCCUUGUCAAAAGUCUCCGUCUCAUUCUCCUGACGGAGCUCCACCGCCGUUAACGUCAGCAGUCUUGGCCAUGCCAAGAUGUAACGUGAAUCUUGUGAAACUCGGCGAACCUCGAAGUCACAUUAAACUUUUGGAUAGUAUACCGAGUAUACCUAUACCAGUACCACCGGUUGCUUCGCCUAUCACUGUCUUACCAACGAGCAAGAUACAAUCGGAGGAUGACGACAAGAGUACUGGAAGGAUGGAGUAUGAUACAUCUUCGCCAGCACCAACCGUAGCAAGUUCGAGUUCAGCUUCAAAGAAACGUAAAGUUGGCCGUCCUAGAAAACUUAUGUGCACGUCAGGGAAUACCAGACACUUUACAGAAACCAUUGUAGCGAAAAAGCCAAAAAGCAAAAGUUCCAUCGUGAGUUAUUUGUUGUCACCGAAAAAUAGGCAUCUUCAAACCAAGUACAUCGCCAAGUCUGGUUAUACUCCCCUACCCUUUAAAACCGGAAUGUUGACCCUAAAAGCUUCCUCUAAGAAUCACAAAUCAGUCAAGGCGAAGAUGAAACCCGCGAAACAAACUCCGCUGCACAAUAAGAACGUCAUCAGUUCGAUUAUCGCGGAGAAGGCUAAACUUAGUCACGAAGUUAAGUUGGACAAACACAGUAGUAGUAAGGUAAAACCAAAACUCAAAGCCGAGGCAAAGGUAAAAACCUGGGAAGACGACGAGAGUACCGUCGUUGAAAAUAUAUCGUCGGAUACCAUGAACCAGGAAGUUCUUGAGGAGAAAAGUCUUGAACAACCAGAGGAGGAAGAGGAGGAGGAGGAAGUCGAGAGAGAGGUAGAAAGAAAUAGGCACGAUAAAUCGAAGAAGAAGAAACAAAAGUCUGUCUCGUCAUCCCCGAGUCGACAUAAAUCGGGCGAUCGCGAUAAGAAGGAAUCUAAACGUCGAAAGUCGUCCGAUUGUAAAGAUUGUAAGGAAUGCGCGAAGGUUGCUAAAGCGGAAAGAACGGAAAGCAUUAUUAAUAGAUGCAAGCUAACGUCAGCUCACUUAGCCAUUGAUCAGUUAAGAGUACUGACGGCUAUGGGUGGGCUCUUUUAUGCCGGAAGACUCAGCGCUGUUCAAGCUCCAGAUGUUUAUGCUAUUACUCUCGAUGGCGAACGAGGCAACAGACCUCAUAUUCAUUCAAGGGAAGAGAUUUUACGAGACGCGAUCGUAGAGGUAUGUCCAAGCUCGACGAAAGAAUUACCACCCGGUACGAGACUUUGUGCUUAUUGGAGCGAGCAAUACAGAUGUCUUUAUCCAGGAACAUCGGUCGAACCUACCGAACCAGAUCCUGAACUCGAUGAGAAGUUUGUCAGUGUCGAAUUCGAUGACGGCGAUAGCGGUAGAAUAGCUUUGGAUGACAUCAGACUGCUCCAGCCUGAUUAUCCUGUUGUUGAAUACGAUCCAAAUCCUCUUUUAUCUUUGGGUAAACGUCGUCGACAGACCUCGGUUUCGAUAGAAGAUAAAAGAUCGUCCGUAAAUACUAUAUCCGGUGCAACAUCGAAUAGUUUAACGUCUACGGUUUCUUCCACAACUUCCACUCACAUUUCCUCUUUCGAUGGAGCGUCGAUAGAACGACACAAAACGGAUGAUAUCAAUGCAAAGGCAUUGGACGAUUAUCGUGAACGUAAACGUUUGAAGAAGAGGAGAAAAGAUAAAUUGAAGAGACAACACGAGGCUCAAGAAGGAAAGAAGAAACACAAGAGGCACAAGGGCUGCGAAGAGCAUAGAAAGCACAAGCAUAGAAAACAUAGGAAACAUAAGCAUAAACAUAGUCAUCAUUGCAAUCACAGCGAAGGAAGUCAUAUAAGCAGCGGGGAAAGUUGUUGUGGUCAGAAAAGUGAAGACGAACCAAAUAAAGAGACUCCAGCGAAGGUUGAAGAGGAAGAGGAAGAAGAGGAAGAGGAGGAAGAGGAAGAAGAGGAAAACGAAGAAAUGACUCUGGUGGAAGAAGAACCCGAACCAGUUCCAGAACCAAUCGAAGAGAUAGUAAGGGAGGAAAAGAUAGAAAAGCCUAAAAAAUCUGACAAAAAAGGAAAAGUACGAGAGAGACAGGAGUCGGUGGAAAGUCGAAGUAAAAUGGCUGCAUUCUUGCCUGCGAGACAAUUAUGGGGAUGGGCUGGUAGAGGUUACAGAAGACCUGGUGCAAAAGGAAGAGCUAAGAAACAAUUUUUCCGAGCCAUUCAAAGGGGAAACGAAACUAUUCAGAUAGGUGAUAGUGCAGUUUUCCUUUCUACUGGUAGACCAGAUAGACCAUACAUCGGACGUAUAGAGUCUAUGUGGGAAACAACAAGUUCUAAUAUGAUAGUUAAAGUUAAGUGGUUCUAUCAUCCUGAAGAGACGGUAGGAUGUCCAACCAAUCUAAAGUAUCCGGGUGCUCUAUUCGAAUCCCCUCAUAUGGAUGAAAACGAUGUACAAACUAUUUCCCAUAAAUGCGAAGUAUUACCAUUGGACGAGUAUACAGAAAAGCUGGGAAAAGAACCUCAUAGAUAUCUUACCAUCUAUGAUAACAACGAUAUCUACUACUUGGCUGGAUAUUACGAUCCGACGACGUACCUUCUAUCUAUGCAACCUGGGGUUGUUUGAGAACAGCUAAAGCUGACGAUUAAGUUGACUGGUGUCACUUAAUCGUAGUCAGCCACAAAUUUUGCGAAAUUCAAUUAUAAAUAGCUGCUGUUGAUUUACCUUAACGCAGCUUUUAAACUUGUCGAUGUUGUAAAGCGACAUGCAAGAAGAAAAAGAAAACAAAAACACUGAAUUUAGGAAAUAUGUUCCUAACACAGAGGUCAUAAUGCAAUAAGGAAUAGAAAGCAAUUUAUUGUUUCGCUUUCCUAUUGUAUGUCUUCUUGAUGUGUUUAUUAAUGACGACGAUGCAAACAGAGGUUAAAUUUAUCAUAUAAGAAUUUGCCCAAGAAAUCUGAACAAGUCUGUUGUAUAGAAUCUUUCGCGAUAAAUCUUAUUCACUGACUUUACAAAUUGGAUCCCGAAUUGUAGCAGGUAUCCAAAGAAGUAUAAUAAUUUCAUGCAAGGCACAAGCGCAUUGUAUUUGAAAACAAUUUCUUCCCGUGAUCUUUGCACAUUAUAUUUGCGAGUUUUAUCACAAAAUAUUCACAAAAUGUACAUCUUCUUGAGCACACUUAACGAAUUAUUAAUGAAUAUUAUCGAAUAGAAAUUCAUAGCUUCGUAUUGUUGCAAAAAUAAAGAAAGAAAAAUAAGAAAAUCGCGAACAAUUUCGUAGGGAAAUUCUUUAAAAAUAAUGUUAAUUAAUCAGCUGAAUUUUACGAUAGGACACGUAUCAACUGUUAUUCAAAUAACUUUAUUAUUUUCUUCGUUGUGCGUUAUCGAAACAUAAUGAAAAUCGUUCUUCUUAUUAAUUCAAAUAACUACGUCUUUCUGAACUUACACGUCGUCGAUCAGAAACUGUUUGAAAUUAAUGAAAAAUUUAUUAAUUUAGUAUAUUUUCUAAAAUGUUUUGUGAUAGUACUUGCUUCAGAUAAAGGAUUAACGAAAUUAUUCAAUAGACGAAUGAAAGACGACAUUGAAAUCUACAGGCACGUAAUUUAUUUCUUGAUAAUUCAAUUUUGUCUGUCCAGGGUAUAAAUAAUGCCCAUUUCAAAGAUAUAUAUGCAAAGAUGGCUAAUCCUUCUUUAGAUCGAUUUAAACGAUUCGAUUGAGAAAAAUUAAUUAAGAAACAUUUCCUAAUCGUACGGUCGACAAAUUUAUAUAUACGUAUGUGAUGUAUAUAUGUGUAUAUAAUAUACGUAUAUGCAUUCACAUUAUAUUAUAUAUAUAUGCAAUACACCUGCUAUCUUAUAGAACAAAGUUGACCAAAAUGUAAUUCACGAGUUCGGCGAAGCUUUAUUCUGAUAUAAUCUCUUUUCUAUAAUUCUAAUAGAGUCUCGUUUUCGACUGCGUCAUUGAUCUAAUCCAUGUAUGAAAGGCAUAUUUAUAUAUAAGAUGGAAAUUAUGCGUUUAAGAUAACUUGACAAAAUUUCCAUCGAUAAAUUUACAUUAAGAAACGUAUAAGAUACAGGAAAAUCGAUAAAAAAUCGAUUUAAAUGGAGGAGUUUGUGUCUUGUAUUUCGUCGAGAAAAUGAAUGUAUGUACAUACGUACGUAUGUAUAUACAUAUAUAUAUAUAUAUAUAUAUAUAUAUAUAUAUACACACACAUAUAUAUAUACAUUAUAUACAUGUACGUAUAUACUUACGUACGCAAAAUGAAAAAGAUCCUUGUUGUAGAUAUUUUUGUAGCCGAUCUGAUACGGCCCUGAUCACUUAUCACUCACAUUAUAUAUCGUGUCUUUAACGCGAACGAAAGGAAAGUUGCAAUAAACGAGUGGCAGGGACGUUCAAAUGAAAAUGGAUUUUCGUUCAUACAAAUUUCGCUCUUUUGUUUGUGUGUAAAUAUUGUAUAUAAUAUAAAAAAUGUUAAAAUAAUAAUAAUAAUAUAACUAAUAAUACAUAUGUGACGCGCUCGACACGGCGAUCAUCUAAAUAAAAGUAACGAUUUCGAUGAGAAUAUUUCGAGUACGAAUGAGAGAGAGAGAGAGAGAGAGAGAGAAAGAGAGAGAGAGAAAGAGCAAAAGACAAAAAAGUAGAAGUGCUCAGCGGAUUUAGUUGUCUGAACAAAUAUAUAUAUAUAUAUAUAUAUAUAUAUAUAUAUAUAUAUAUAUAUAUAUACAUAUACAUAUGUGCUAAAACAGUGGCUUCGCGAGUACGUAUGUUGUAUACAUUGAAUAGCGUAAUCGAAAGAGAGAAAGAGAGAGAGAAAGAGAAAGAGAGAGAGAGAGAGAGAGAAAUGUUCUAAAGUAGAUAUUAAUGAUCGAGAAUGAAUUUAUCGAUGCUCAGGCGAAUAUUCUUUUUUCGAAUCCUGGCUUAAACAAUUUCAUGAAGUACAUACUCAUUAAAUGUUGACGACAAACCUGAAAGUGUCUGCUAAUGUUAAAAACGAAAACAUACCUAGAAUUUAAGGGAUAAUAAUCCGUUCGUUCGUCUCGUUCCUAUCAAUGAGAAAGAGAAAGAGAAAGAAGGAAACAGAAGGAAAGAAAGGAAGAGAGAGAAAUAGAAAGAAGGAACGAUAAGAUAAAAAGAAAAUUAAAAAAAAAGAAACAAAAAAAGAAACUAUCGAAUACGAAGAUUUAACCUGAGAUUAAUAAAAACUUUGCGAUACUGCAAAAAAGAGAUUCUGUGAUUCGAUGCUUAAAAUAUGUUUUGGGCUCGAGAAUCGGAAAACGGUAAGAUUUAGUGAGAGAGUGAGUAUAGUAUGAGAGAGAAAGUAUGUGUGAGGGAGAAAGUAGAGAAGGGAGGGAGAGAAUGUGUAUGAGAGAGAGAGAGAGAGAGAAAGAGAGAGAGAAAAUUAGUGAUAAACGAAGAAAGGAACAAACAAAUAAACAAACAAAAUGGUUAAGGUGCUAUCGCAAUAUUUGUUUUGCGCGCGCGUUACUGUUUCUUAAGUUGACAGAGAUUGACAGAAAUGAAGAUUUGGAGAUAGAUAGAUAGAUAAGGAGAGAGAGAGAAAGAGAGAGAGAGAGAGAGAGAGAGAGAGAGAAAGUGAAAGAGAAAGAGAGAGUUUACUUUAUACUUAAAUAUUAGGUUUUUAUUCAAAUAUGUAAGCUUACAUAUGCUUCCGUUAUUGACUCCGAGUCGCGACUUGUGAGCACGCUACUACUACUACUACUAUUUGAUCGUACAUAUUAGCUGUUUAAUAUUAAGCAAUUUUUUAUGAAGAGAGAGAGAGAGAGAGAGAGAGAGAGAGAGUGUGUGAGAGAGAGAGAGAGAAAGAGAGAUAGAUGCAGAUAUAUCAUUUUUAUAUUAUCUAACUAUCGCACCAGUAGAAACGCGAGUUUCUUCUUAUUCAUUCGAGGACCAACGUCCCUUACUACUUAUUACUAUACAUACAUACAUACGUAUAUUUAUCGUUAUUUGUCAUUAUCAAUGACUCAUUAAUAUUAUACUAUUUACUAUUGCUCAAUAUACGUGAUAUAGCUCUGCAGUGUGUGCGAAAUGCUUGCCAGUUGCUUUUUCGUUUUUCUUCUUCUACUUCUUCUCCUUCUCUUUUCAUUAUUAUUAUAAUUAUUAUAAUUAUUAUAAUUAUUAUAAUUAUUAAUAUUACUAUUAUUAUUAUUAUUAUUAUUAUUAUUAUUAUUAUUAUUAUUAUUAUUAAUAUUAUUAUAUUAUUGUCAUUAUUAUUAUGUUAUAGUGCAAUGAUCGUUGUUCUUAUCGACGUGUUGAGUCUUUCUAAGUAAACGAACAAAAAAAAAAAUAAAAGCAAAGGAAAAGCGUAGAAACGAAGGUAGAAAGUACGUGAAGUAUUAUUGCGAUUUCCGAAGAACGCGCAAAUAUAAAUGAUUCGAUUUUGAAUUAUCUCUAAUUCGUCCGUAUAUACUUAGGAGUGUGUUAAAUCGAGCAAGAUGUUUUUUUUUUUUAAUACUAAUAUCUUUAUCAAUGGAAAUGUAGUGAGAAAGAGAACGAUAGAAAGAAAGGGAGAGAGUGUAUGAAAGAAUGAACGAAAGAGAGAGAGGAAGAAAGAGAGAGAGAGAGAGAGAGAGAGAGAGAGAGAGAGAGAGAGAAACACUUGCUAAGACAAUUCCAAGAGCCUAUCUUUACUCAAUUUCAUGCGUAAAAGGCAUGUUUUUACUAUUAUACAAUGCCUGCGAACGAACGAACGAAAAUAAAAGGAAAAAAGAGAGAGAAAGAGAAAGAGAAAGGAGAAACAGGAAGAGACGCAGAGACGUGUAACGAUUUUUUGCAAGAUAUAAUCGGACAUACGAUCGACGUAUGAAUAAUAGUACAUACUUUAUUAUCUCCGUAGAUUAUCUUAUUAUACGGACAUGUCUACUACCUGCGAGGCUAAAGAAGCGUACGACUUAGUACAAACGAAUAAUAACACAAUAAUGUCGGUGAGUUGAUACGAAUGUAAAUGUACGUGUGUAUGUACGAAUUUAUGUAUGGAUCUAUGGAUGUAUGGAUGUACGGAUAUAUGUGUGCAAGUCGUGUACGACGAGAUGGUAAGAAAAAUAGAGUGAAAGCUAGAAAUGAAAAUGAAGAGAGAGAGAGAGAGAAAGAGAGAGAGAGAGAGAGAGAGAGAGGGAGAGAGAGAGAGAGAGAGAGAGAGAGAAACAAUUAGUGAAUGAAAGAAAAAAGAGAAGAGGAAGUACUUAUAGUUCGGGACUCAUAAUCUUUUCAUGUAAAUACAUAGAGAGUACGUACAAUUAUAUACUGUACACGAAAAAGAAAAAAAAAACAUGGAGAAGAGUGCAUAUUAUUUGGAUGGUUACAAAUUAUGAUUGUAUAGUUUAUCUCUAUUACGUAAAGACGGUGGAAGAGCGAAGAGGGAAAAAGUGCGAUGGAAUGUUAUUAAAACUUAUUAUGUACGUAAAAUGCUCGUACUUUGUCCGUUCCAUCUUUGCGAUACGUUUUGAAAAUAUUUGCGAAGAAUUAUCUUUAGCAAUGUACAGAUUAUAUACAAAGAGAAAGAGAGAGAAAGAGAGACAGAGAGAGAGGCAGAAAGUGAGAGAUCGAAGGUGGCCGAAUAUAAAAAGAUAAACAGAUUAGAUCAUU